GAAGAUCUAGGACGAGAUGUCUCGGUGAGCCACUAAACGGCAUUUGGCUGGCUUGCUGACACCAUUUCGACAAUUUGGGAGACUGGUUUUGAAGUUUUGGGGUGUCACUUAAUCUGAAGAAUUUUAUAGGAUGGCAGACACAAUAGAUAUCGCAUUGCGGAGAACAUCUGGGGCUUCUGAUGAAAGCAACACAAGUGAUGAUGCCUUCAACAGUUUGACCUCAUCUGUUAAUACUCCUCCAUCAUCCAUCUCAAGCUCACCAUCUAAACCUGUCAGAAAGAGGACUAUUUCGACCGGUGGUUCCGGUGAUACAGUGCUAAGAACAUCAAAUAGGACCAUCUACACGGCUGGCAGACCACCUUGGUAUAACUCACAAGGCCAGCUCCACGAGGCUUUCGUUAUAGGUCUAUGUGGAGGUAGUGCAUCGGGUAAGACUACAGUAGCCAAUGAAAUCAUCAAAGCCCUGGAUGUACCAUGGGUUAGUCUUCUCUCAAUGGACUCAUUCUACAAGGUAUUGACGCCCAAGCAGCAUGAGCAAGCCAAUAGAAAUGAAUACAACUUUGAUCAUCCUGAUGCUUUUGAUUUUGAGCUCCUCGUUGAGACGUUAAAGAAACUCAAAGAAGGAAAACAUGUUGAGGUUCCAGUGUAUAAUUUCACAACACAUAGUAGAGAAAGGGAAAUGAAAACUAUGUAUGGUGCUAAUGUAGUCAUCUUUGAAGGUAUCAUGGCCUUUGCCAAGAAAGAACUCAUAGAUGUUAUGGAUCUCAAGAUCUUUGUAGACACCGAUUCAGACAUCAGGCUUGCAAGGAGACUAAAGCGUGACAUCACUGACAGGGGACGUGACUUAGAGGGUGUUGUUAAACAGUAUAACAAGUUUGUAAAGCCAGCCUUUGAACAGUUCAUUGAACCGUCAAUUCAGCAUGCAGAUAUUGUAGUUCCCAGAGGAGCUGAGAAUGAAGUUGCUAUGAUUCUCAUUGUCCAACAUGUACAUGAUCAACUCAAAUCUAGGGGGUUCAAGUUCAGAUCUGAGCUGCCGUUAGCUCAUGUCAACCAGCCUCUACCCGAGACUCUGUAUGUGGUUGCCAAUACUGUUCAGGUACAGGGAUUGCAUACAUUUAUCAGGAAUCGUGAAACAGGGCGUGAUGAAUUCAUCUUCUAUUCCCAGCGGUUGACAAGGAUUCUAAUAGAGUAUGCUCUGUCACUGCUACCAUUCGAGGAUUGUAUUGUAGAAACACCACAGAAUACUAAGUAUGCAGGAAAGAGAUUUAAGGGGAGGUCCAGUGAUGGCAAAAAUAAGAUAUGCGGUGUGUCCAUUCUGAGAGCAGGGGAGGUGAUGGAGCCUGCAUUGAGUGAGGUGUGUAAGGAUAUCAGACUGGGAAAGAUUCUCAUACAGACCAAUAAUAUAUCAGGAGAACCUGAGUUGCACUACUUGAGGCUACCUAAGGACAUCAAGAAAGAUUACGUCAUCUUGAUGGAUGCUACCGUGGCAACAGGGGCGGCAGCCAUGAUGGCUAUCAGAGUUCUUCUGGACCAUGAUGUACCGCAAGAGAACAUCUUGUUUCUAUCAUUGCUAGUUGCUGAAUCAGGUGUACAAACUGUAGCGUAUGCCUUCCCCAAAGUGAAGAUAGUAACCACUGCUGUAGAUAAGGAGGUCAAUGAGAACUUUCACAUCAUACCUGGCAUUGGAAAUUUUGGAGACAGAUACUUUGGGACGGAUUCAUGAUAGGACUGACUGGAUCCCGCCACAUAUCGUUGUAUUCAGUUGGGUAAAGACAAUGGCCUUUAGGAUAUCCUUAAGAUGCUCAGGACAAAUGCAGUGUAUGGAGAGCCAUCUCUGCAAGUUGUACUUGUUUCACACAGUGUUUGUGGUGAAGGUUGUCCAACCUACAGUGUGGGAUACAUCUUUACUUUGUAUGUUGUUCAGGUCUCCUACUACUUCAGUCGACAAGAGACUGAUACCAGACUGACAUAAUUUAACUUUAUUUGCCAGUAAUAUUAGGGCAUUCUUACGAAGACAGAUGAAAAUGUUUGGAAUUCUUCAAAGAAAUUUCCCAAUGCACUAAGAUGAAAAGAAGAGAAUACUCUACGACUGAUAUCUUGGUGGAAAGUGACAAGAGAAUGGCUUGAUCUGGAAUAAGGAACUACAUAUUUUCAAGAGAUUCCUGGAGUCAUCUACCCUAGCCCUCCAACCCUCUGGUCUGUGCUUGAGAUGACACAUUCAGAGUUGCCAACUCACUGAUGGUUUCAUGUAGAAUACUGAUUUCUAACAUUUUAGUUUCAUGUCUUGUCCUACAUGUAUGAUAUUUCUUUGAAAAUGCUGAUUUCCUCACCAAAAUACUGAUUUUCAGCUUUUUAUGGACUGAAAUUAUCUUAUUUUUUUCACAUUGGCAUUCUAAACUGUACAUUUAUUUAUCUACAACUCUGUGGUUGCAAGCUGAAAGUAUCUUGUAACAUACUGUUUUAUUUUUUACUUUGAUGGGAAAUGUUUUGAUGGUAAAACUGUGGUAUUUGUAGCACUAAGGUUAGUGAGUGAUCACUAAAUGAAUUGGCCUAUCAAGAUCAUCGUUGCAUGAGCAUUUUACUCAGUAGACUGACGAGGGACCAAUCAGAUUUCUCCUUUCAAAUUAGCGAUUAAUCACUAACCUUAGUGUUACGGGGCCCUAAAGGCAUUUUAACCAGGGUUAUUAACCAUUGCCAAUAGUGCAUAAACAUCUAUUCAUUAUCAUUGUUAAUGUCUUGUUUUUUAGGUUUUUUUUAAAUGGCGUAUAGCAUUAUAAGUAUGAAUAUGCAUGUGUACAUGUAUUAUUGAAGUGUGAUAUCAAUGCAGUACAUACAUUACAUUGUACAUGUAUACCAUGGCUUGUUAAUUUGUCUACAAAAAAUAUCCUACAUUUCCAUCAACUUAUUUAUGUUUGUCAUUGACUAAGAGAGUGGAUAAUGAAGGAAGAAAUGGGUGCUUCUUCAUGUUCAGUCAAAUUAAUUCAAAUCAAAGCAACAGAAUCAGAAUUUCCAUUAAGAUAGUAGACAUUGUUACAUUGGAAAGAUGUUGUGCAAAAUGUCUUCUGGUGCAUUCUCUGAUUGCUAAACAUUUUUGUUGUUUUUUGUGGUCAGUUUAUGAAACAUUUGCAAAGUACUGUUAUUUCUUGAACAGACACAAAACUUCUGAUAAAUGGACAAACUUGGUAGAUAUUUUAGGCUGAAAAAAUAAAUAAAAUGGGUGAAUUAGACUGUUUUUGCACACAGUAUUGUGUUAUUUUGUUUUUCUCUUUUUUCUCUUGUGAAUUCAAUUUUCUCUUGAGAGAAAGGCAAUGGAUACUUCCAUAAAUAAAAAUGGCUUUAAAGAAUAUUGCUUAAUUUCUCGUGGGUUUGAUACUGUAUGUUAUCUAACUUUUUUUUUCGAUAGAGGAUUUAUGAAGAACACUAACUAGAAAUUUGCAAUGUUUUGUUUAGAAAAAGUAAUGGGGUCAUUCACUCACAGCACAGACAUUUUUGUCUUCUUUGAUCGAUUCCAUGUCUAUAUCAAUUACACUUGUAUUUGUUCUGGCAUUUCUUAUAAUUCUGAUAUUAAUUUUGAUAUCGUCAUGUAAGUUUUAUGAUUUUUUCUGUUGUAGGGUCAUAUGGCUUGUUUUCUUACUGAUCAGUAUACUUAUUUUUCAGGUAAAAAUAUGAAGCAACUUGGGGAAAUUGUGUUUUUUCCCCUACCUGGGUAAUUCCAUUAAAUGAUCAACCUUUGUGUACAUCCGACCCCAAUUAUCUCAAGUCUUACUUCACUUCAAAAACUGAACUUUGACUACAUUAUUCAAAGUGAUUGAAUAAUUAUCUAUACAUGUCUUUAGCCGCAAAUUAUGAUUUGAUGUUCCUAUUUUGUCGGCAGAUUAAUUUGUAAUGGAAAGGGGGUUGCUAACACAAAGGUCAAUCCAUAUAUUCUAUUAAACGGAAAUGAUUGUUCAGGUAAAAAUAUGAAGCAACUUGGGGAAAUCGUGUUUUUUCCCAUUCCUGGAUAAUUCCAUUAAAUGAUCAACCUUUGUGUACAUCCGACCCCAAUUAUCUCAAGUCUUACUUCACUUCAAAAACUGAACUUUGACUACAUUAUUCAAAGUGAUUGAAUAAUUAUCUAUACAUGUUUUUAGCCGCAAAUUAUGAUUUGAUGUUCCUAUUUUGUCGGCAGAUUAAUUUGUAAUGGAAAGGGGGUUGCUAUUAAACACAAAGGUCAAUCCAUAUAUUCUAUUCAACGGGAAUGAUUGUUCAACUGACGUCCAAUUACCAACGUACAUUUAUUAUAAUGCAUUUGCUGAAAGGUCAGAGCAAAAUUUUGAUUCAUUUUUUUAGCAAUUCAUUUUCUGGUCACUGGUAAAGUCUUGCUUAACUUAUUUUAAAUACUUGUUUUAUUGAUUACAAUCAUGUGAUUUAACCCUAUCCAGGUCGGGGGGGGGGGCUCGGAGGCCCCCCCCUCAACGAUUCGCGCAAUAUUUUUGCCGUGCAAAUUUGUUUUGACCGCGCCACUCGCUGACUUUUUACUUUCAAGUCUUGCGCAACUUUUGCGUUUUCGCGUUACCCGGGUACGCGGUACCGAAAUUAUGCAACAUUAUGUAAGUGCAUGUCAGACCAAAAAUUGCUCAAAAACUCGAUUUCGUGUACAAGGUCAAUGCAAAUGGUGUUUUCAACCAAAAAUCAUAAAUGUAUGAUUAUUUUUAGUUUUGCUGGUCCAAUUGUAUUUAUUUUAUGCUGUUAUGAUCUCAGAAGAGUCCCCAACAAAUUUCAUUGAAAAAACAAUGAAAAACAAAAUGUCAAAAAACAAAGAAAUACAUAAGAAAUUGCAAAAAACAAUAUAAUACAUAAGAUAUUGAGCUGAUAUUGCAAUUUUUUUUAUGUACACUUGCUAGGAACACCACAAAGAGUUUCUAAAACAAAAAUUAGAACAUUUGGAGCUUUAUUUAGGGAGUUAAACUAAAGGGAAAAGUAUGAUUUCGCAUACUAAUUACGCAUAAUCACUUAAUAGCAAUUUGCGUGAAAUAAAUUACUAUACAAUUUUGUAGAUUAUGUCCCAGACAACCUGCGUGCCAAUUUUCGGCGCGAUCGCGCAGCCAACAGCCGAGAUCUCAAGGGGGGCCUAUGAACUCCCAAAAUACAUUGUACCCUGGCCUAGAUAGGGUUAAAGCCCUGAUUGCAUUUUAUUCUUGAACUGUGCCACCUACUUUGAAAUGUAAUUUUGUAUCUUUUAUUACCUCAUAAUAUGCAUUAUGUUAGAAUUUAACAACAUGAAUUCAUGAACUUGCUUCAUGACAUUUGUUUGUGGAGUGGCUUUUUUAUAUCAAUAAAUUCUAUUCUAGCAUGGCCAGUGCUUGAAGAGCUUAAAUUGA
Lytechinus pictus (painted urchin) is the source of this 5360-nucleotide messenger RNA. RefSeq names its product uridine-cytidine kinase-like 1. The coding region runs from base 131 to 1723 and encodes 530 amino acids. The record is from RefSeq and is a predicted model, not a curated record. The transcript is spliced from 18 exons. Gene Ontology annotation, molecular function: ATP binding; kinase activity. Gene Ontology annotation, cellular component: cytoplasm. Lineage: Eukaryota; Metazoa; Echinodermata; Echinoidea; Temnopleuroida; Toxopneustidae.